Messenger RNA from Penicillium lagena, 2511 nucleotides. RefSeq lists its product as uncharacterized. NCBI's taxonomy places the organism in Eukaryota, Fungi, Ascomycota, Eurotiomycetes, Eurotiales, Aspergillaceae. The transcript is spliced from 2 exons. The record is from RefSeq and is a predicted model, not a curated record. Bases 1 to 2511 code for a protein of 836 amino acids.
AUGCCUCAAACCAAGUUUACGGGAGUGACUGGAAAUGAGACUUCUAACGACCCGAAUCCAACCCAACCCCUAUCUGCAGAUACCAUAGACGCUGGAUCUACUCCUGCUUCUCUCUGGGACAAAGCAUAUGAUUCUCUGAAGCAAGAAAAGCCUGAGCUAGUAUCAAGAUAUGAGGACCUCUUGUCUCGAGUGCUCAUCAGAGCUAAGGCGAGCUCUCUAUCGGCCCCGAACCAGGAAGAAGACGCCGAAGAUAUUAGGAACCAAAUUCCCCAACAUGAUGCGGCUGCGCGCAGAGAGAAACUGAAACAGAUAGCCGAACUAGGUCUGAAACACAUGGAAGAUAAGAAGGUUAAGGUGACAAUGCUAGGACAUGAGAUCGGUCUGCAGGACGGGGUGGCUCAGAUUGGCGAGGCUGUGGAUUGGGCCCAACAAUACGUCAAAGAUGCGGUCAAAGAUGUCCCUUAUGCGCCGGCUGUGACGGCAGGCAUCUCACUCGUCCUUCCCCUCCUAAAAAACCCGGCCGCUGCCGACACUGCCAAUAAGGAGGGAUUUACAUAUGUCACGUCGCAAAUGCGCUACUACGUCGAGAUGGAGUCACUACUGUUACCCGAGGAUAUGAAGUCUGGCUUGAAGAAUGACUUGAUGGAACGUGUGGUGGACCUGUAUAACCUCAUUAUUGACUUCCAGGUGCAGAGUGUCAUAAGGUUUUAUCGCAGUCAGACCAAAAGCUACUUCAAGGGCGUCGUCAACUACGACAGCUGGAACGAUAAACUGGGUCACCUCAAGGAGGAAGAGGCAAAACUGGAGAAAAUGUUUGAGAAGGCUUUGUCCGCCACAGGUGUGCAGCAGCUGAAGAAGCUGGCCGGGGAAGCGAAAAGAUCUUACGAGGCCCUAAAAGAUAUUUUCGAUAAUAUUCAGGAGCUUGUGAGGAUAUCCCGAAGCCAAAAGGAUACACUAGAGAAGACCGAGCAACGCUUAUCUAAUGCGGAAGACCGACGCUGCCGAGACACUCUCAACGCCACCGAUCCUAGCCUUGAUAAAGCCCGAAUCGAGGAGGACAAAGGUGGUCUUCUCCGAGACUCAUAUUGUUGGGUGCUCGACCAUGUCGAUUUUCAGAGGUGGAGGGACGCGAGAUGUGGCCAGCUUCUCUGGAUCAAAGGUGAUCCUGGAAAAGGCAAGACAAUGUUGCUUUGCGGGAUUAUUGAUGAGCUAUCUAAGGUGGCUAUACAUGACAUUAACAUCUCGUUCUUUUUCUGCCAAGCUGCAAACGACCGCAUCAAUAAUGCGACAGCAGUGCUGCGGGGACUUAUAUAUAUGCUUGUGCAGCAACAACCCUCCCUCAUCACCCAUGUUCGCGAUGGCUCCUUCGAGGGAGAGAAUGCAUGGUACGCAUUGCUCAGAGCCUUCACUAAGAUUCUAGAGGAUGCGCACUUGCAACGCACUUACUUUAUUAUUGAUGCACUUGACGAGUGCACUUCAGGCCUGAGCCAACUUCUUGAUUUUCUUGUUCAGCAGUCGUCAGCUCAUUCGCACGUGAAAUGGAUCGUCUCUAGCCGCAACUGGCCGAGCAUUGAGAAAGACCUCGAUAACACGACGCAAAUAAAGCUUCGGCUUGAGUUAAACGAGGACAUUUUGUCGGCUGCUGUUAACUCAUUCAUCCAGCAUAAAAUAAAUAAGUUGGCAGAGAGGAACAAUUACAGUGCCGAAAUACGGGAUGUGGUCCAGCAUCACUUGAUAUCAAAGGCAAAUGGCACGUUCCUCUGGGUCGCCUUGGUUUGUAGGGAACUUACCGACGUCCCUAAGAGACACGUGCAGAAGAAGUUGGAGGGAUUUCCGCCCGGUCUUGAUGAGCUUUAUAGGCGAAUGUUCAACCAAAUCAGCGAAUCAGAUGAUGCGGGGCUCUGCAAGUCUCUUCUCGGCGUUGCUAUGACCGUUUCCCGCCCUAUCACGCUGGAUGAAUUAUCGUCCUGUAUCGACUUACCUAAAGAAAUCACAGACGAGCUAGCAGAGAUUAUAGAGCUUUGUGGCUCUUUCUUCUCGCUCAGAGAACGGACAAUCUCCUUAAUUCAUCAGUCAGCCAAGGACUUUCUCCUGCGAAAAGCAUCCGAUGAGAUCUAUCCUAACGGAAUUGAAAAGGUACACUAUUCCAUCUUCUCGAAGUCGAUGCAUGCAAUUGCUAGGACACUGCAACGUGAUAUCUACGGCCUAGUCGCCCCUGGAUAUCCGAUCGACCAGGUCAACCAGCCGGAUCCAGACCCGUUAGCCACAAUACGAUAUGCGUGUGUCUAUUGGGUUGAUCAUCUAAACAAAUGCUGUCCUAGCCAAAACGCGAUCGAGGACCUUCUGGACAGUGGUUUAGUUGGGAUGUUCUUGCGCCAGGACUAUCUUCAUUGGCUCGAGGCUCUUAGCCUAUCAAGAAGCAUAUCAGAUGGUGUAACUUCGAUGCUAAGACUCGAGAGUUUGCUAAAGGUCUGUUUCCACAAGUGCGGCCAUAGGAUCUUUUUAACGUAA